Molecule: messenger RNA, 687 nt
Organism: Salmo salar (Atlantic salmon)
Lineage: Eukaryota; Metazoa; Chordata; Actinopteri; Salmoniformes; Salmonidae
Source: RefSeq, a predicted model, not a curated record
AAUCAUUUAUAAUAGCUGUUCCAUUCAAGUUCUUAUAAAAGAAACAUGGCUGUAUUGAAAUGGUUGAGCAUUUGCCUGACUCUGUUCUGCCAAGGCACAGCAGCAUCAAAACCUUGCAGGUGGACGCAGUUUAGGUUGGGGAAGCUGAACGAUGUGAGCAUAGGCCUGCUCUCAGAUAUGGGUGGACUCUUUCCACUUAUGUGUGCAGAAGAAAACGUCGAACAAAUGUUUCCAGAGGAUCUUUACAAGAACACAGAGGGUGAGGACGUCUAUGUGGUUGCAUUGGAGGCUAUGCGAUAUGUGGAACAAUUAUACAACAACAGUCUGACGUCUGUCACGUGGAACAAAACAGAACUUAACAUGUUCCAAAACGUCAUAUAUCGUCAAGUUCAAAACUUAGAGUUAUGUGUCGUAGGUGGUGUUUGGGAAUCCUCUGGAGAUGGAUGGUCGGUUACUCUGAAAACAUACUUCAACAAGCUGAACACCGUCUUGAAAGAGAAGGAACACAGCGCAUGCGCAUGGGAGAUUGUGCGAAAGGAGAUUCGCGAAAACUUGGUGCAGUUCAAGAAAUUCAUUGACAGCAGAGUCAAGCUGUGAGGAGAACCACAGAAUCAUCAUUGGAGACUGACAUAUUCCUCAGGCUGGCUAACAGAUUGAUGGCUCAUAUAUAUACUGACUGACUGACUG